Molecule: messenger RNA, 2783 nt
Organism: Diachasmimorpha longicaudata
Lineage: Eukaryota; Metazoa; Arthropoda; Insecta; Hymenoptera; Braconidae
Gene: Fem-1
Product: protein fem-1 homolog B
Exons: 4
Coding region: 96-1973 (625 amino acids)
Biological process (GO): ubiquitin-dependent protein catabolic process
Cellular component (GO): ubiquitin ligase complex
Molecular function (GO): protein binding
Source: RefSeq, a predicted model, not a curated record
AUUUUUUUUCCGUGGCAAUGAUAUAAAUUUAAUCGACACGUGAUGCCCAUAUUCUGGGCUCAUCGCCCUUGGCGCUAUUCCAACGGUUUUUACGUAUGACACUGUUGAGAGACAAAGGAAUACACGGAAGCGAUAUACAAUGUUUAUAUAAUUUACAGAAAUUCAUAGAUGAAGAUGGACAAAGGAGCACUCCCUUCAUUGCAGCAGCUCGCUAUGGCCAUGAUAAAGUUAUAAAAAUGCUAUUGGAUAAGUUUGAACCUGCUCUUGAGCAAGGGGGAACUGUUAAGUUUGAUGGAGAUAUCAUCGAAGGAGCUAGUGCUUUGUGGUGUGCUGCAGGAGCUGGGCAUUUGAACGUUAUUAAAACACUCGUCAAUGCUGGUGCCGAUGUCAACCACGCAACGCAUACAAAUUCCACUCCUCUCAGAGCAGCGUGUUACGAUGGCAGAUUCGAUAUAGUAAAUUAUCUUGUCAAUCACGGGGCUGAUUUACACAUAGCCAAUAAAUAUAACAAUACCUGUCUAAUGAUCGCCGCGUACAAGGGACACGUGGAUAUCCUGACAUUUUUAUUGGAGCAAGGUGCCAAUCCCAACGAGAAGGCACUCUGUGGUGCGACAGCUCUUCACUUCGCAGCUGAAUACGGUCAUUGCAACAUUGUAUCCGAGUUGUUGAAAUACGGUACGACAAUAACGAAAAAUGUCAGUGGAAUGACCCCACUGAUCGCAGCAGCUGAACGAACUCGAGCCAAUGUAGUUGAAUAUUUGAUAUCCGAAAAUGUCGCAACGAAGGAGGAGGUGAUUGAGGCCUACGAACUCCUCGGUGCAUCAUUUGCAAACGACAAGGACAAUUACUGCUUGUCAACAGCGUACACUUACCUCCAUAAAGCCAUGGAGAUGAGAUACAGUGACUCAGCAAACAUAAUCCGCAAACAAGUGGCAGAGCCUGUGCCUGCAUACGAGAAUUGGAGAGAGAGUGAGACUUUAGAAAGACUAGAGAGCUUAAAAAAUGAUGCAAAUGCGCUUCAUAUGGAGUCAUUGGCCAUCAGGGAAAGAAUACUAGGAAAGUACAAUCCAGAAGUGCCACUUCGAAUUGUCUACAGAGGAGCUGUUCUCGCUGAUAAUGCCAGAUUCGAUAGGUGUAUUGACUUAUGGCUGCAUGCACUUCACCUACGACAGAGCAAUAGCAUGUCUUCUGGAAAAGAUCUGCUAAGAUUUGCCCAAGUCUUCUCUCAGAUGGUUCACUUGGGUAUCGAUCUUCAGUUUAACCAACUUCUGGAUGUGCUUGAGGCCAGUGUCGUUGAGCUGGGGAGAAAUAAGGCGAGAAUGCUAACAUCUGAUGCUAAAGAGGACACAGAACAGUAUCUCGAGGAAACAGAGCCCAAUAUCAUGACGACAUUGUACAUUUUGACUAUUCUUGUGAAACUCAUGGCACUCAAUGAGAAAGCGUACGAUGAAGACAGUGUUAAAAAAGCUAGGUUUCUUGUCCACAAAUUGUGUGCACUCAAGAUGACUUUGAGAGAUGGACAGACUCUUCUUCAUCUCGCUGUUAAUUCUAAAACCCCAGUUGAUGAUUUUCAUACCAAUGAUGUCUGCAAAUUUCCUUGCUCAGCCACUGCACAGUUGUUGAUUAACUGUGGUGCUGAUGUAAAUGCUAUGGAUAAUGAGCGGAACACGCCUCUUCAUGUUAUCGUUACUUAUCAGAAACCAAUUAGUGAUUUUAUGACCCUGCACAGCAUCGUACUGGAGCUGGUUGAUGCUGGCGCGCAUAUGGAUAUUGUCAAUAGUCAGGGAAAAACACCAUACGAUGCUGCCACAACUGGAGUCGCUGAGAUCCUACUCAGGACUCAAACAAAAUUGUCACUUCAGUGCAUGGCUGCAAAAGCAGUCAAGACGUACAAUCUUUCUUAUUCGGGCAAUGUACCGAGAUCAUUGGAGAGUUUUAUCGAACUUCAUGGGCCAGGUCUACAUCAGGGCUAACCAUUACCUCGACGAUUCGACGUCGAUGAAGAUAUAUUCUUCGAUAUACUUUUUUAAUGAGCCAAAACCGUGGCUGUUUGGUAUGUGGAGUUCAGUAUGCAAUGUAUAUUGUAAUAAUCUUCUAAUUAAUUUAUUUUCAUAUUUAUUUGUUAAUGCUUGCACUAUCGCUGACUGUUCAUAGUGCAGACUUUUGUAAAAUUUAUACGUUACGACUUCUGGGUACCACUGGACAUUGUUCCAGGCAGCUAAGCAUAUGCCUUGGUACCAUUUUAAAUUUCAUUAAAUCUUUUACCUUCAGGGAAAUGCUUUUCUACUUUUGUAAUUGAAUUUGAACUCUCACAACUUAAUCUCAAUGCUCACAUUUAAAUUUCCUGUAAAUAAUUGAUAAAUAAUUUCUUCUGAUUUUCCUUCUACCGGAAAUUAAUUUCUUGCUGAACUGUAAGUUCAAUGCCCCUGAAUACUCGUGACUUGUUUUAAAUCUUUUCUCACGCAAUUUACUUGACAACUUUGAUGAUUGAAAAAUCGCGAAUCUAUAGAGUUGCCGAAAUAUCUUUAAUCUAACAAAUAACUCAUUUUGUUGUAUAAUAUGGGAAAUAAUUCAAAUAGCUUCAAAUACAUGAGUGAUUCCCUCCUUCUACAAUUAGAAUAAUAAUUUGGUAAAGGUCCUUGUCCUAUACUGAAAUGGAUAUUUGUACAGAGAACAUUUUUUACCGUAAAAAAAAUUUCUUUAGUUAAACAAAUAAGAUGAUGAACCGAUGAUGGUAAACUCAUGCUGUAAAUGUAUAAAUAUAUACCAUUAGCAUAACUAAA